AUGGCACCCAAGAAAGAGAAAGGCGGGACAACCACCACCGGCUCUAAGAUAUGGGAACCCUCCCUCAUAGCUGCACAAUUCAACCAGAACGACUGGAAGGGCUCCAUCGCUUUUGUCGUUGGAAACCGGAUCGAGGACGAGGUUCUCAUUCACGCUCUCACGCUCGCUGUCCAAGUUCCUCAGCGCAGACUCUUCAGUAUGGUCUCCUGGCAAGACAUCGUCCAGCAGGUCAAUGGAUCAAGUGCAGUUUUUGGAAGUACAUCUAAAAAGGCAAAGAAACCUCUAGGUGGUAAUGCUCCCUUAUAUUCUGAGGUGUUAACGGCAGCAAAAGCAAUUAUGGACAGCGGAGAGAAAUUAACCUUACCACUGAUAGGGAAACUCUUGAAAUUUCAGCUUCUUCAGAUUAAGUUGAAAGACCAACAGCGACGGGAAAGCGAGAAGAAGGUCAUAGAAGACAGAUUUAAGAUAGAAAAGGAUAAAGUGAAAGCAAAAUCUCCCAAGGAGAAGAAGUCCCCAUCUGCCAAGGUUGCCAAAGGAAAGGGAAAGGACCAGACAGAGGCAAACACUGCCGUGAAAAAGACCACCCAGUUAGUGAGGAGGGGGGAAGAGGAUGACAUCAAACAAUACAUUGACGAUGAGCCAGAUGACGGUGCCCAGCAUUACUUUAUAGUCGUGGGCUUCAACAAUCCUCAGCUAUUAGCGAUCAUGACGGAGCUUGGCAUUCCCAUAAGCAGCGUGAUUAAAAUAUCUUCGGAGAAUUAUGAACCUCUGCAGACACACCUGGCAGCAGUUAGCCAACAGCAGGAAAGUUUUCUUCAGCCAGAAGAAAUAGAAGCUGAAAAACUGAAGAAAGAGAAUGGCAUAAAAGAACUUGAAAUCUUCUGGAAGUACUUGGAACCAAUCCUGAAUAACCAGAAACCAGAAACAAAUCUCUUUGAUGUCGCUCAGCUUGAAUACACGGUCAAGGCAGACAAGUUUCCUUCUGACUGGUCAGACAGCGAGAUGUUGCUGGGAUUGGGCACCGAAAUUUUUGAAAAUGUUGCCUGUCUGAUGUACAACACCCUGGAUUGGAAAAGGCAGCACCAGCACUAUUUGGAAAGCAUGCGGCUUAUUAACAUCCCACAGGUGGUUAGUGAGAAGCCUGUCUUCGAAGUGACGUUGAUUCCUGAGCCUCCACAACCUGUUGUUGCAAUCCCUGGAAAGAAGAAAACACAACCAUAUGAAGAGCCACAGAUUCCAGCUCCUCCUCCAGCAACACUGCUACCACCACCACCAGUGGCUUCCAUAAUCACAAAUGAAGUAGACAUGAGAUACUACAAUGAUUUGCUGAACCCAAUCCCAGAAGAAUUCAUUUCUGUGCCCUUGAUACUGCAUUGUAUGCUGGAACAGGUUGUAGCAAGUGAAGAAGAUCUUGUCCCACCAAGUCUGGUAGAGCUGCCUCCCAGGGCAGAUGGGUUGGACUACAGAAUAGCAGCUCACAUCGUAUCCAUCUUGCCCUCUCUCUGUCUGACAGAGAGGGAGAAAAAGAAUCUCCAUGAAAUAUUCUUAUCUGAAGAAGAAAAUGAAAGCAAACCAGUGCAAACAGGCCCUCUCCUGCUUAACUAUCAUGAUGCCCAUGCCCACAAGAAGUACAUGCUAAAGGACCUAAAGAAUUUUGAUCCAGUUCAAAUUGAACAAGAGAUGCAGUCCAAGUUGCCACUGUGGGAAUUCCUUAAAUUCCCUCUGCCCCCGCCAUGGAAUAGCACGAAACGUCUAGCUACAAUUCAUGAGCUCAUGCACUUUUGUACAAGUGAAGUCUUGAGCUGGAAUGAAGUAGAACGAGCCUUCAAAGUGUUUACUUUUGAGAGCCUGAAACUCUCUAAGGUUGAUGAAGAUGGAAAUCUAAAGCGUUCUAAAAUGAUGUAUGGGACAGAUUCUGAGAUGUUCAACAUACCAUGGGACAACCCUGCCAGAUUUGCUAAACAGAUAAGGCAACAGUACAUCAUGAAAAUGAAUACCCAAGAAGCCAAACAGCAAACAGAUGAUGGAACCAAAGACAGAAUUUUAUUUCUGAAUAAGAAUUGGUCAACACCUAUGCCAGAUGAUGAGCUCAACAAAAAACCAUCAGAUUAUCGCCAGCCUGGUAGUAACAAGAAAUCCUUAGACUCUGAUAAUAGACAACGAACAGAGCAGGAGACAAACUUCAAGUCUCAGCUCCAACCUGAGACUCUGGAGCAGACCAUGAACAAUGAGAUCAAAGAUGAAGCGGUCACAAAUGCUGAUCUUCUUGAAAAGAAACCAAAGAAGAUGACUGUAGAAGCCGAAUUAGAGGACAUAAAGAAAACCCAGCAACGCAAUCUAAUGGACUGGAGUUUUACUGAACAUUUUAAACCAAAAGUUCUGCUUCAGGUUCUUCAAGAAGCCAGUCAGCAAUACAGGUGUGUUGAUUCUUAUUACCAUACUCAAGACAACUCUUUACUGUUGGUCUUUCAUAAUCCAAUGAAUUUACAGCGUCUGCAUCAUGAAUAUUGGAACGCUGGCCUUCACUCCAAUGUUGGAUUCAGAAAUUAUUUGGAACUUGUUGCAAAAUCCAUUCAAGAUUGGAUCAUAAAAGAAGAAGCUAUAUAUCAGGAAACUAAAAUGUCUGAUGAAAUCAAUAAAACCAAGUAUGAGCUGGAAAUAAAAUCUUCUGUUGUAACCAAAGUUUCUUCUACUAGCAAAAUUUAUUCUAUUAAAAAAUCUAAAAGUAACAAAGGAAUGAGCAAAACAGAAAUAUCAGAUCAAGAAAAAGACAAAGAAAAAGAGAAGGAAAAGAUUAAUUUUAUUUUAGAAGGCUCCCUCAAGGCCUGGAAAGAAGAACAAGAUCGGUUAGCUGAAGAGGAACGCUUAAAGGAAGAAAAAAAAGCAGAAAAGAAGAGUAAGGAGGCUGGUAAAAAGAAAGGCAAGGAAAAGCUAGAAAAAGAAGAUAGUAAGAUUUUGAAGAAAAAAUCUUUUAUAAAGGAGAAAUUGAAAGAAGAGCAAAUGAAGAUCCCGGAAGUAACAGAGGAGCCCCUCCAGGAACCAGAACCUGAGAUAGUUUACCCGUUUCAUGGAUACAACAUGGGAGAAAUACCUGUGCAAAUCUCAGGAACAAAUUAUUAUCUGUAUCCUUCCGAUGGAGGGCAAAUUGAAGUAGAAAAGACAACAUUCGAAAAAGGUCCAACAUUUAUCAAAAUGAAAGUGAAAAAGGACAAGCACAAUUUUUUAAUUCACUUAAGAGACCCUAGGAAAAUUGUGGAAAAGGAGAAAAAAGAAGAGGAUUAUCCUUCAGAAGAUGAGAAAGAAGAAGGAGGAGGGCAAAACUUCGAAGCAGAAGAAUCAAAUAAAGAGAAUAAAGCUGUCAGCAAGUUUGGAUCUUUUUCUGCCACCUUGGAAAAUGGAAUCUGCCUCUCAAUAAGUUACUAUGGAUCAAGUGGAUCAGCACCAGAGGAUAAGGAUCCUAACUUGGAAUCUAUGUUGAAUAUCCCAUCAGUACAUACUCCAACAGUAAUUCCUGUUACAGUGAGUAUUCCUCAAGGCAAAGGAAAAGGGAAAACAAAAGGCAAAGAAAAACCCAAAGAAUCUCUUAAAGAAGAGGAGCACCCAAAAGAAGAAGAGAAAAAGGAAGUAGAAGAACCAGAGCCUGUUUUACAAGAGAGUCCUCAUGUUCCCAUCUUCCAAAACCUGAAUGUGUCUUGCCCCAAUGGGCUCCAAGUGACCUUCACUGGGCAAGAGUCCCCAGAUCAAUGUAUUGGAGAUGAGGAACCCACUUGGGAUAUCAUGGUCCGACAGAACUACCCCCAGAAGGUGAAGCACUAUGAGUUCUACAAAAUGGUGAUGCCACCGCUGGAGCAGGAAGCAUCGAGAGUUAUCACCAGUCAAGGGACUGUUGUCAAAUACAUGUUGGAUGGAUCCACACAGAUUCUUUUUGCAGAUGGGACUGUGAGCAGUAGUCCCGAUUCAGGUCCUAUCAGUCUUCCUACUGACGUGCCACCCAGUGCUCACAGUGCUGACUUGAUGGACACAAUUUCUCAGCAGAAAUCAGAAACAGCACCAUCGGAGACUGUCAUCACAAAGAAAGGAAAAAUUCAGAAAAAUCAGCCAUCUAUGGCACAUAAAAAUGAAAGCCAUGAACUUCCCCCAGAAACAGUUCAAACAAUAACUCCUGUGGAUGUUCACUUAGGCACCUGGUUUACAACUACACCUCAAGGAAAUCGGAUUGGCACCAAAGGAUCAGAAAGAAUAGCAGACUUGGCCCCAUUUUUAUCCUUUAAAGCCACAGAUCCUGUCAAUGGAACGGUUAUGACAACUCGAGAAGACAAAGUGAUCAUCAUUGAAAAGAAAGAUGGUACUCGGAUCGUGGAUCAUGCUGAUGGUACCAGAAUCACAACCUUUUAUCAAGUUUAUGAAGAUCCGACUAUUUCUUCGGAGGAUCAAGAGACAGCCGAAGGCCCUCAGAGGAUCGCCAGGCAGGUGAAGUGCAUGCGGAUUGAAAGCUCGCACUACGCCACCGUCAUCACCAACUGUGAGGACAGUAGCUGCUGCGCCACCUUUGGGGACGGCACGUCCAUCAUUGCAAAGCCACAGGGAACGUACCAGGUGUUACCACCAAACACAGGAUGUCUUCAUAUUGCUAGGGACUGUUCAGCUAUAUAUUGCCAUGAAUCAAGCAGUGACAUAUACCAUCCUUUUCAAAAACGUGAGCAACUGAGAGCUAGCAGGUACAUCAUGAAACACACAUCAGAGGUUAUCUGCGAGGUCAUGGAUCCAGAAGGAAAUACCUUUCAGGUCAUGGCUGAUGGUAGUGCAUCAACCAUCCUACCUGAAAACAACUUGGAAGAUGAUUUAAAUGCAAAAGCUGAAGGUUAUGACAGUUUGUCAUCCACUCACCUUCAUAAGAAUCAUCUGCAAAUCUAUGGUGAACAUGUCCCCAGGUUUUUUGUUAUCUAUGCUGAUGGAUCAGGAGUGGAGCUUCUUCGGGACAGUGAUAUAGAAGAGUACCUCUCCUUGGCAUAUGGAGACUCAACUACCAUAGUUCUUCAAGAGCCAGUACAGGAACAACCAGGUGCCCUGAGCAUUACCGUCCUCCGCCCUUUCCAUGAAGUGUCACCAUGGCUAAUGAAGAAAGAAUUAGAUACGAUUGUUCCUCCUAAUCUCCAGUCAAGGACAUGGGAGACCUUUCCCUCAGUUCAGAAAAAAACUCCAGGACCUCCGUUUGGCACUCAGAUUUGGAAGGGCCUCGACAUUGGCCCCAAACAAUUAGUGAACACUCCAGCCCCUAUACUGGAGAGCCCCAAUGUGCUACAGAUACGCCAGUUCAUCCAGCAUGAGGUCAUAAAGAAUGAGGUGAAACUGAAACUGCAGCUUUCCCUGAAGGACUAUAUAAACCAUAUUCUAAAGAAAGAAGAUGAGUUGCAGGAAAUGACAGUUAAAGAUUCCAGAACUGAGGAGGAGAGAGGCAACGCUGCAGAUCUCCUCAAGCUGGUUAUGUCUUUCCCUAAAAUGGAGGAAACUACAAAAAGUCAUGUUACUGAAGUUGCAGCCCACCUAACUGAGCUGUUUAAGCAGUCUUUGGCUAAUGCUAUGGAAUGUCCACCAGAAACCUUUGAGACAGAUUUCCUUGAAAAGAAAUUGAGGCACACAGAGACGACAAAGCACUGGAAAGAAAAGUUAGCUCAAAAGAGGAAGGAAAUUGAAAAAACACAGAACUAUCUAAAGGAAAUUAGGAGCAAGGCAAUAUCACCCUACUUCAAAUCUGAACUGAGCAAGCUUUAUCAGUCUCAGUUUAAUUAUCUGGACACCCUUUCCAAAAACUUGCCUCCUUUUACAAAGAAAGAUGAGGAUGCAAGCAAAGACGCCGCUCAAGAUACAUCCAAUCUUCCUCCAGAUUCCCAGAAAAAUAAAGUUUCAAAACAGGAAUCCUCAGAUAUACUUAGUGUUUCAAAAUCAGAGAACCUUGAAGAUACCAAGGAGCCUGCUAGCCAAAAGCAAACUGAAAAUUUAACAGUAUCUAUCAAAGAACCAGAAUCGUGUAUGCCUCUGAAAAUCCCAACCCAGUCGAUGCUGCAGGAUGUGGCAGGACAAGCAAGAAAACAGAAAGUGAGGCUACCUCACUACUUGCUGAGUUCCAAGCCCAAGUCUCAGCCUCUCACAAAGACGCAAGAUUCUGUUGGAGGAAGAGUGAGAACAUCCUCUGUGGCAUCUGCUGCCAUUAAUAAUAUAAAUUCAUCUCCCUUUGGAUUCCAUCUUCUCCCACCCGUGGUGAAAUUUGGAGUGCUCGAAGAAGGACACACGUAUGCCACCACUGUAAAGCUCAAGAAUGUUGGAGUGGACUUCUGCAGGUUUAGGGUGAAGCAGCCUCCACCCAGCACGGGACUGAAAGUGACUUACAAACCUGGGCCUGUGGCGGCUGGUUUGCAGGCAGACCUGAGAGUGGAGUUAUUCGCCAUGGCUGUCGGGGAGGAUGGCACCAAGGGAUUGGCUCACAUCUCUCACAAUAUAGAGAUUAUGACUGAGCAUGACGUCCUGUUCUUACCUGUGGAAGCAACAGUUUUAACAAGCAGCAAUUAUGAUAAGAGACCAAAAGAUUUUCCCCAGGGAAAAGAAAAUCCCACAGUCCAGAGGAUUUCUACAAUUUCUUCCUCUGCACUCGGAGUCUUCAUGUCCCGUAAAAUUUCUCCACAUUAG
Budorcas taxicolor (takin) is the source of this 6684-nucleotide messenger RNA. It is a transcript of the gene SPAG17, whose product is annotated as sperm associated antigen 17. Gene Ontology annotation, biological process: axonemal central apparatus assembly; epithelial cilium movement involved in extracellular fluid movement. Gene Ontology annotation, cellular component: axonemal central apparatus. The record is from RefSeq and is a predicted model, not a curated record. The transcript is spliced from 48 exons. Lineage: Eukaryota; Metazoa; Chordata; Mammalia; Artiodactyla; Bovidae. Bases 1 to 6684 code for a protein of 2227 amino acids.